Messenger RNA from Melanaphis sacchari, 666 nucleotides. RefSeq lists its product as uncharacterized. Bases 1 to 666 code for a protein of 221 amino acids. NCBI's taxonomy places the organism in Eukaryota, Metazoa, Arthropoda, Insecta, Hemiptera, Aphididae. The record is from RefSeq and is a predicted model, not a curated record. Gene Ontology annotation, molecular function: protein dimerization activity. The transcript has 2 exons.
AUGACUGUGAAGAAAUGGUCCGAAGCUCGCUGGGAGAGCCGCCUUAAAAGUAUUCAGGCGAUUCGAUAUCAAAUGCCUGAAAUUUUAAAUGCAUUUGAAGAAAUAUCAAAUACAUCGUCAGACUCUUUAAUAAGAAGUGAAUGUAAAUUUUUAGAAAAUGAAAUCGGUAGUUACGAGUUUAUUCUAAGUAUAAUUAUUUGGUAUGAUAUCUUAGUAGAAGUUAAUACAAUAAGCAAAAGUCUUCAGAGACCGAACAUGGAUUUAGAUAUUUCAGCUAGUAUGUUAAGUGGGCUACUAUCGUUUUUAAAGAACUAUAGAAAUACUGGUUUUAAAUCUGCAAAAACAACUGCAAAAGAUUUGGCAGAGAUUUCUGAAGAAAUUACAGCUUUUCAAGCUCUUACAGUACUAAAAAAAUGUUACGGUUCUUUUCCAAAUAUUUCGAUUGCACUCAGAAUAAUACUAUCAAUUCCAGUUACAUCUGCUGGUGCGGAAAGAAGUUUUUCCAAAUUGAAAAUAAUUAAAAACUAUUUAAAGAGUACUUUAUCACAGUCUAAACCUACAAGCUUGGCUACUCUAUCGAUUGAACAAGAAAUUUGUGACUCAUUAGAUUUUAAUGAGCUGAUUGAAAUUUUUGCUGUAGCAAAGGCUAGAAAAAAACAAUUUUAA